UUUUCGGAGAUUUUUUGAUUUUUUCCUUUGCAUUUUUUUGUCCGAGUUCUUAUUCAUUCUUUAGAAGGUUCUUCCGAAUUUUCACCGUUUGAGCGUAUACGUUGAGCAUGGUUUUAGGAAAAAACCAGGAAUAUUAUAUUUUAAAACGCAGCAUCAAUAGAUAGAUUUGCGAAUCCGUACUAUGCCUUCGCCGCAGAUUAACGUGGAGUUCGCUGGUGGCGUGGAGCUUCUUUUUGAUAAUGCGAAGAAACUCAAAGUAUCCCUGAAUUCGACAGACAACUCCGGCAACGCUCUUAAAACGUUGGGGGAUCUCCUUCAGACCUUGAAGAAAUCAUACAUCAAGCAGCGUCCGGAACUAUUCAUGCAAGGCGAUAGCAUACGCCCUGGAAUUUUAGUUGUGAUUAACGACUGUGAUUGGGAAUUGAUGGGUGGCUUGAAUUAUGCUUUGGAAGCCGGUGAUAAGGUGGUGUUCAUUUCCACCCUUCAUGGAGGCUAAAUCAUCAAUGCAUUUUACGUGAGUUUACCGAGAGCCGGGAACUGAAAAUUAUCCUAUAUCUGUCAGACGGUGGGUCACUGUGAUGUGCGUGUGCUCACGUUUAAUUGCCACUUGUUGUAGCUUGAAACUCUGUUUAAUUCUUUGUUAUCUGUAAAACUUUAAAGAGAAGAUGUACGGUCUUGUAUGCUCUGUACUUUAUUCUUUUAUCACAUGUAGAGAGUUGGUAAAUGCAUAAUAUGAGUUGAACUGCUAUAUUCUUGCUAAAAUUUGUGAAUUUUGCGGAUUUGAGAUUGUUGAAUCUGCUGAAAAUAAUCCUGAUUGUUG
Molecule: messenger RNA, 820 nt
Organism: Paramacrobiotus metropolitanus
Lineage: Eukaryota; Metazoa; Tardigrada; Eutardigrada; Parachela; Macrobiotidae
Exons: 5
Coding region: 182-496 (104 amino acids)
Biological process (GO): protein urmylation; tRNA thio-modification
Cellular component (GO): cytoplasm; nucleus
Molecular function (GO): protein tag activity
Source: RefSeq, a predicted model, not a curated record